GCUCAAGUGAAACUGACUCUGCUAGAAGCGAGCUGUUUGUACACAGAUAAGACUCUGGGGAAAGAUGGCUCCACACCACGUAUGGAUCUUGCUCCUUUGCCUGCAAACCUGGCUGGAAGCAGCUAGCAGAGAUGCAGACUCCCUCACUGUGAAUGGGAUUCUGGGGGAGUCAGUCAUUUUCCCCUUAAAUAUCCAAGAAUCGCAGCAAGUUGCCACCAUUGCUUGGAAUUCUGAAACAUCUGUUGCUGUAGUAAUACCUGGAGACUCAGGAACAGCACCCAAAGUUACUGUGACUCACAAAAAUUAUUAUGAACGAAUACACACCUUAGCUCAGAGCUACGACCUGGUCAUUAGCAGUCUGAGGAUGGAAGACGCAGGAGUCUAUAAAGCAGACAUAAAUAUAAAAAACCAUCCUUACACCAUCACCAAGAGCUACAACCUGCAAGUCUAUGGUCGGCUUAGGAAACCGAAAAUUACACAGAGUUUAAUGACAUCUGUGAACAGCACCUGUAAUGUCACACUGACAUGCUCUGUGGAGAAAGAAGAAAAGAACGUGACAUACAGUUGGAGUCCCCUAGGAAAAGAGGGUCCUGUCCUGCAAAUCUUCCAGACCCCUGGGGACCAUGAGCUGACUUACACGUGCACAGCCUGGAACCCUGUCAGCAACAGUUCUGACUCCAUCUCUGCCCAGCAGCUCUGCGCAGACGUCACGAAGGGCUUCCGUGCUCACCGGACCAAGUUCCUUAGUGUGCUGGUGGGGUUAUUCCUGAUUGUUCUCGUUCUGUCUUCAGUGUUUGGGGUCCAUUUGUGCAAGAGAAAACAAGAGGCUAUUGCAAAGAAAACAAUAUACACCAACAUCACAGCUUCAAGAGACACCCAGCCAGCAGAGGCCAGAAUCUACGAUGAAAUCCCCCAGUUCAAGGUGCUCCCCUCCAAAGAAGAGCCCCCGAACACGAUAUAUUCCAUCGUGCAGUUCUCUGAUAAGAUGGGGAAAACCAGCACAAAGGCCCACAAACCACUUGGGACUUCAAGCUACGAAAUUGUGAUCUAGGCUGCCGGACAGAAUUCUCCCUCUGGAAAGUGAGUCACACCCACCAAUACUGGCGGGUGCCCUGAACCCACACCUUCUCCUUCAGCUCUUAUCCAGGAGAUUGCAAAUCACCACAUCCCAACAUGUAAGCAAAGCAGGAGACCCAUGUGCCUAGAUGGACAGAUGGGGGCCUUUCUAAAAUGGCUCUCUUCUGGACAAAGAAGGGUUCCCAAAGUUGACAAAGCGGGUUCCCAAACUUCUUCACAGCAUAAUGUAUACAGAAAAUAACAUUAUUAUAGCACUCUGGGAUUAAAAAAAAAAAUCAAGAUUGCUCACAUCUGGGGGCUGGUGGUGACUAGCAGCUUCUCAUGACUGGAAGUGACAACCCUGCCCAGCAAGAAGGGGAGCAAUAUUUUGCAUACCUGUUGUAUGUCAUGGCACACCAGCUAGAACGCUCUGCUCUCACACUAUGUAUGUGAGGAGCCCUGGUACUUGGUCUCCUCCGGUCUCUACAGCAUCAUGAGCAAAUUAGGAAAAGGCACCCUUUGUUCAAGGCAGAUGCACCCUUUGUUGAAGGCAGAUGCAGCCUCUAACCCGAGUGCACGGAAGCCCCACACACCCUGGGGAGCUUGGGACAGGGUGCACGUAGCUCAACCAGCCCAAACACAGAUGACAGUCCAGGUGGGAGAGGCCGCCAGCCAUGCAACAUGCUCUCCAAUGUGGUGCUGGAAAACACUCUUUCUGUGGAUUCUGGACUGCUGGGACACUUUUCUCUGGGUUCUACUUAAGAAGCCGUGCAGGAUUUUCCUUCUAGCCAGGCUUUCUUUCUGAGACACUCAGAGCAGCCCCAGCAAGAAGCAUCUGCCAUACCCAGCACCAUGCUCUCCCGCAGGAGUUGGCCUACUACAUUUCCAGAACUUCAGAGGAACUGGGUGUGACCCAACCAUCACCACAAGGGACGGUGCAUGAAGCAGAGUCAUUCUCCGGAGGGAACACAGGAUGGCGCAAGGGAUGAACUGAGUUUAUCUCACUUCCUCAGGCUCAGCUCAGAGAGCUGUGAGGGUUAAGCCGAGGCUGCGUUCCUCCACCCGGGCACCCACCCCCCACAAACACAGAACCAACCAGUCACACAGGCAUUAAUAACUCUCAGCAGUGAGGAAGAAUCACCCUCAGCUGACCAGGACUUACAUGUGAUCAUUUGAAGAAGUGUUUUCUUUAUGUGUUAGCAAACAUGACCAGCUAAACCUAAAUCCUGGUGAAUGACCCCAGGCUGUACAGAAGAUAUGAGCUGCAUUUAGGCAUCAGUCCCUGUGAAUGAUCCCAAGACCCAACUGGCACUGACUGCCGUUAACGCUAUGUCAGGGGCUAUGAGGCCCCAAAGUGGAAGGUGUGUAUAACGUCUGCCCUUGUCUAGCCAAGGAGACCCUGCGAUUAAAUCCUGAACUGCACCUGCAAAUACUGGCAUGAGCUAGACCAUAUGGAGGAGGCAGGGCUGAAGCUGGGCCUCAAAAGAUGGGUGGAGUUUGGAUAAAGAAAGAGGAGCAGAGAAGCCCUCCAAGUGAGAGAACAUGACCAUGAGUAGAGGCCUGGAUCUGUGGGCUGUGUUCAGGGCGCCGCCCAGAUCCACCAUGCACACUCACAGUUUCUUGCCUAUGUAUGGCAGAGUGCCUCAGUGCUACAUCCUUUAAUGCCCACCUCAAAUGGAACCUUCCUGAGAAGCUGUCUGUGGUGUUAAUAGUCACCACAGACAGCUUCUUGGUUCUUUUCACUCUCCUUUUUUCCUUUUGGUCCUUCCAUCACUAGAACUCAUCUCGUUCUGCCUUACAGCAUAAAUAAUCACUUGCUUUCCUCACUACAGUGUACACUACUUAAUGGCAAGAUCUCUAUACCCACCACCAUCCACAGGGCUCCAUGUAUCCCGUGUAUGGUAAUAAAUGCAGUCCAGUGGGGCUGACAGUGACCAGCCAGCUCCAAUGGAAGGUAAAAGUCAGAAGCAGAGCUAGAGAGAAGCCAGUAAGCACAGCGCCACCCCAUCAUGGUGAGCAUGAAAUGUCAGGAUGCCGAUGUCAGAGGCUAUUCCUGGGGCAAGGGCAUUUUGAGGUGAAAAGAUUUCCAGAGUUACACAGACCAACUGAGAGGUCCGCUGAGGCAUUGAACCAGGUUUAAGGAGGUGGAAAGGCAGUGACUUGGGGAGGGACACAGAGAAGGGAAUAAAGAGGCUUGGUCAUAAAGGGUGGAGGACUUCCAAAGUGACACUCAACCAGCUGCUUCUAAAAUGAAAUCAUUCCCCUCCCUGGAGACAAGCUGAAGAAUCACUCUGAAUGUUCUCAUUCCCUAACUGACCCCUUCCUCUUCCCAAGAUGCUCUCCCAGGUAAAAUUCCUAGUGUCCUAAUGACAUGUAUGUAGUGCCAGUAAUAAUAAUAACAAUAAUAAAAGAAAGAAAAAAAGGAAAAUAAAAAGAGUCAGAGCAGAUCAGGUCUAUUAUGUCUUGGAGAAAAGCAACCCUGGGAUGGAGCCAGUGCACAGGCACUCUUACGGGGUGGCCCUUGGGCUCAGGACCACCCCACUCUUUCUCACUGCUGCUUUCCUUUGCCUCUUCUGAUUUAUGAAGAUGAAGUUACCCCCUCUCUUGGGCUCAGUUCUCAGAUUUUCUUUGGGUAAAAUGAAUGUGAUCUUAUUUUCCCCUUCAGUUUUCCACGUGAACUAGAUUGUGAUCAACAGCUAUAUAAAAUCAAAGUAUCCUUUCAGUGGGCAGGAUCUUGCUUCAGACCAAGAGGAACUGGAUUUUUUAAUGUGCCGCGAAAGUGAAAUCUCUGAGACAGUGAGUGCCCUCUGGUGGAAAGCAGCGGAAAGCCAGGACAGUCCCUCCGCCGUCUGCAUACACCUUUACUCAGGAGCUCGGCUGAGAAAAUGAGGAAUGUUGGAACUCAUGCCCCUCAGAAGCAGCAAAUGCAUCAGCCUGAAAUGUGAUUUUUUUUUUUU
Molecule: messenger RNA, 4013 nt
Organism: Otolemur garnettii (small-eared galago)
Lineage: Eukaryota; Metazoa; Chordata; Mammalia; Primates; Galagidae
Gene: CD84
Product: CD84 molecule
Exons: 7
Coding region: 65-1051 (328 amino acids)
Biological process (GO): positive regulation of monocyte chemotactic protein-1 production; regulation of macrophage activation; positive regulation of tumor necrosis factor production
Cellular component (GO): external side of plasma membrane
Source: RefSeq, a predicted model, not a curated record